Caenorhabditis auriculariae is the source of this 11371-nucleotide messenger RNA. The record is from the annotation of a GenBank genome assembly. NCBI's taxonomy places the organism in Eukaryota, Metazoa, Nematoda, Chromadorea, Rhabditida, Rhabditidae.
AUGGACAAGAAAAAUAAUUGGAAACCAAAACGUCAUGCCGAUGAGAUUAUGCGUCCUGCAGAUUUGAAAAAGCAAAAAGUUUCUUUCUUUUCACAAAGACUUCUCUAAUUUUUGUUCAGCAGGUACAGAGGCCGAUUGGAGUAGCAGGACCUUCUUCAGUAAAUACUUCUUCCGCUUCUGCGGUAACUAAACCUAAGCUAGAUUUCCGUUCCACAACCGUUUCCAACUUUUCAAACAAACCUGUCAACUUGUUUAGCACCCAAGGUUUUUUUAAAAUUCAAAUAGCGACAAAGUUAGUUUUUGUAGCUCUUCCGGUUCAAACUCCUUCAGUCAGGCCGGUUCUUGACGACAAAUGGAACGAAUUCAGUGAUAACAUUGUUCUCGAUCAUUCUAAUUUCAAACAGAGUCUUCAGGAGGCUGUGGAACAGGAAAAAUUUAACAAGGUUAGUGGAGUUUUUUUCUACUCUGAAGUUCUCAAUAAAAAUUUUGGAGGUUGCCCGUUUAAUGACUGCGUCUCUUCACCUUUUCAUGACCAAGAAACCUGAGAAAUUUCUAGCUGAAUAUCGCAUUAUCGGAAGUCUUUUGACCACUGUUAAGAAACAUGGAUCUCGGUUACACGUAAGCUCUUACUCAGUAGUAGUGCACAAAUUGAGGUCUCCAGCACACGCCCUUACACAGAGGUCUAAUCCAAAUUCUUUGCUUGUCUCGUGGAUUCACUUCUUCUUCACAAGAGCUUAUCAUUUCGCUCAUAACAAGCCUUGUGGAGCAACAAACCGCCCUACUGGACAAGGCGUACUUGGUCGGAUUUCUGCACGACGCCAUAGGUUCUGGUUCCUCUUCUCUGGGCGGCCAGUUGAAGUGCACCUGGAUCGAGAAGGUUGUUCUGUGUCGUUUCGCGACCAAAGUCCCAUUUUGAGGCGUCCGCCAAGCGGUUAGUCGCAUCUAUCAUCCGGCCAUUGGGGACAGUCUUCCCGACUCGUGAAAUGCUCAGUGAAGCAGAAUUAGAUACGCAUUCUUCGCAUAGUUAUCCGAAUUUGGUAAGAAUAGAUUAAAUGGAAAAAUGAACAGGUUUUCAGGAAUUAGCGAAAGAACCUCCUCCGACACAGGCGGAAGUGUUCGUUGAGUAUCUUCGCCCCUGGUUUGUACUGUGUUUGGAGAUUUCUCGAGAUGAAUCGCCGUUUUUUGAAGGUUCGACUGCCUGCGCGGCGAAAAUCCGCCGAGGUCUCUGUUGAGGACUCUGGGAUGGCUGAGUGGCGUGCCCGAGGUUCGCCAUUUCAUCGCGACUCGCCUCGAUAUCUGGCUCCAAAAUCCAAAGGUCUCAACCUUCGAUCUACAUGGUUUACUGUUUUUUCAGUACCAAAGGGAUGCUCUUGAGCUUCUCCUGUUUCUCGGCUGCAAUCUGACUAUAAACAACGCUCUUGACAACGAAACUAUUGAUAUCCUACUCAAGUUGCGAAAUUUGAAGAGCCGUAAUGUAUGGAUGCAAUCAGGAAUGGAUACUAACGUUCAUCUACAGGUUUUCUUGCCUUUCUCUCUGGCGCUGCGCAAAUCGAUAGCUCUCAACACGGAAAACGUCUACAUCAUUUUCAAUUUGCUCGUGUCGAAUGAACUUGGUGUCGUCCAGAAUCGGUCAGAUCGUUUUGGAUGUUCUGACAAAGGAAAUAGCUUGCAGAACGUCUACAAAUAUCAAUAUAAUGACUUCUCUCUUGAGUUCCGUUCCUUCUCAAGCCAUGAUGGUAUGUUCUUUUUGGGCUUCUUCUUGCUCAGUCGUCGCAAAUUCAGGGAUUUUCUCGAGUCUGCGCACAAAUCCUGAUAAGAAACGAAGACAGUGCCCGCACUCUCCGAGGCUUUCUUCGCGAUUUGGUGAGUUUCGGAAUACUUUGGGAAAGAAACGUGAAGGAGUAUGCAAAAUUCAUCCCUUCGUGAAAAAGAUAAUAAUAAACUGAGCAAAACCCAAACUAACCAGUAUCCGUAGUAGGAAAUUAUAAAAUAGGCAAAGUCGGAAACGGUUGAAAAAGGCUCCAGAGAAAUGUUCCUUUUAGGAUGAGAAAGGCUCCUUUUUUACUGUCUUUUGGGCCAUUUUAUCGGCUCUCAUGGACCAUUUUUACUGUCUCUUCCUUUUUCCACCCUUUCUUGAGCCUUCAAAAGCCCAGAAAAAAAUAAAGAGACUCUUUUGCAACCUUUCUGCGGCCUUUUUUGAGCCUUUCAGCGGCCAUUAUCCACCAGCAGAAGCUCAAAAGUUCUUUUCUUCUGAAGACCUCUUCAUUCCAGAUCAAAAUCUUUUCGAACUCUCGGAGCUGCGAUUUUCUUUUUUCGAUUUUUACUGCGGGAUUCCUCACCGAAGUGAUCACUCAGGCGCACGACAAUGAACACGGACUCCAGGUUCUUCGGUCCAUUUUUUCCCCACUUCAAGAAAUUUAGGAACAUGUGCCGAUGCGAACCGCGGAACUUCUCUCGCAAAUUCCGCUGAUGGUUCUGAUGAACACGCUGAACACUCGCGGCGACCUGUUCCCUCCCAAAUCAGUGCGCUCUCUUCCCAUCGAGCAGCUUGUCGGUUUCUUUUCUUCUCUCCUUAGGGCUAGACAAAUUUGAAGAGAAAAAAAGUAUUCAUUAGUAAUAUUCUACAUAUAUUUUAUUCAAAGUUCUGUGAACCGUAAUAUAAUGGCUAAAAAUUAAAGCAAAAAAAGUACGGAGUAAGUUUUUUCAAAAGAGUAUCUAACAUUAGAGAAAAUAUGCCUGAGAUUCAUAUUAGCCAAUAGAUUCAGUUACUGAACUGUAAUUGAUAAGUGAGGUUCAAAAAAGUGUACAAAGUUAAACCCCCACAAUUUCCCUUUGAGGCUUGGAAUUUUCUACAAGUUUGCUCAAAUAAUCUUCGAAAGUUUUUAUGAAGUUCCGUCAAAGUCGCAACCCGGGCCAGCUUCUAGUUUUCGAGGUACAUAUUUAUGAAGGGCGAAUAAUGAGGCCCCAACUUUGAAAAAUCAUAACUCAAUAACUAGAAUUUUGCGCAGGAAGCGACUUUGAGGAAUUUUCAUCUAGACCUUCAGAGAGUGUUUGAGCGAAUUUGUAGAAAAUUCCAACGUAAAAUUACCUUUCUUGUGAGAAAAGUUUGAUUUUCAGCCGUUGGAAAUCAGAGCGGCGAGAGACCAGUUCGCAGGGGAGUUCCGACGGUACCUGGAAGUUGUCACGAAGUUUGAGAGUAGAGACUUCUUUUCAUUAUUUUAUUCCGCAGAUGGCUUGGAAAAGCUCGUCAAGUUCUUUUCGAAAACAAGGAUUAUUUGAGAGCCUAUGACAUGCUGCUUUAUCUCGAGAAGGUGCGAAAAUUCAAGCUCGCCGACUAUUUUUGGUAUUUUAGCGGCGAGAGCUCUACACGGCCAUUGAUUUUGCUGUGGUUAACGACGGAGAUUUCGGCAACUGUCUCCGUAUUUUUGGCGAGUGCGGAAUGACCGAAGAAACUGUCUGGAAUGUUCGUUUUGUUUCUUUUUUAGGGUCGUCAAGUUCUUUUUGUAUAGUAGAAAAGCCCUUUUUUGAGUUUAAGAAUACUAGGCAUGGUUUCAGCGGUUUUUCGUGGCUCUCCUCAAAUCAAUCAAUCAAAUCAUUUAUUUUGUUGUUUUAGUCUGAUGUAAUCGACUAGGCGGUGAACAAGAACUUUGAAAGCUUUAACGAACAACCGCCUUUGGCGAGCUAGAAGUCCAAACGUGUAGUCGAAAGAGUUGAAAGCAUGGUCUUACGGUCCUUCGCCUCGUCCUUCUGCGCGUAGUCCAUCCAGUUGCGCCUUGACGAGCUCAGAAUGUAGCAGAUCUUGUGCUGGAGCCCGGAGUCCGUGCUCUAGGUGGAAGCCUCAGAAUGAGAGCGACCACUUCGAGUGAAGAUUUUACACGGAAGACCAUGCUUUCAACUCUUCCUCAUUUAUUUUUCCAUAUACAGUACCGUCAGAAAAGAACAGGCUUUUUUGUAAGGAGUUCAAUCAUUCUUAAACUUUCUGGAGUUAUGAUGACUCUUAUUUUGAACACCCUGAUGAAAUUUCAGUUCACAAAAACACAGCUUCAGAAACUUAAAUAAAAAAAAAAAAAUUUCGCUAUAAACGUUGUUUCCGAUUUAUAAAGCUUUAAAGUUCCCAAAAAAUUCAAAAAAAAAACGUUAUUAUAAGCUUUUGGACCGUCCUAACCCAAAAACCAGAACUAUUGCGAAAAAUUUUUCUCUUGAACCAGGAAUUUCCAAAAAUGUUCCAUCAAAGUUCGAUCAAAAAUUCAACUAGAGGCAAAAAAUCGUUCCCCAGUAAUUCUGCAAUACAGAAAAGGCCGCUUUUUAGGAGAUUUCUCGGAACUAUUCCAUUUACUAACUCUCUGAAAAAAUGAAGAUUUUCAGCUGCUUGGCACUUCUUAUUGUCCGAUCUCGAGCGAAGAGGCUCUGAACAUUUUGUGGCAGCUGACCGACCGAUGCGCUUCCAAUCAUCGAACAAUGAGUUUCUUUUUUCCCGUCUCUUUUCGAUAAGAAUACUUCCGUAGAUCCCCUUUUGGACUUGGAAAACCCUGUCAAGCUCAUAGAACGUCUUUUCGAUGCGUGCGCUUAUUCUCUGCCCAUUCAGGAAAGGUUUUCUUCCUUGAUUGUACUCAUUUUCCAAGUUUCCGCUUUCAGAAAAAGCUUUUCUCGACAAAUAGCCAAACGGCAACUUUAUUGGACUGCUUGGCAAAUAGCGCUGAUGUGGACAGCAGGAGGUUGGGAUAUCUCAGGAUUUAUGGAAUAUUCUUGAUUUAGGCGGUACAUUUAAUGAAUUUGAGGAAGUUUACCACACUUUUCCCACUUUAAGAUACCUUUUCCAUGCGAUUAUGAUAAGGUACGCUCUUGAGGGAAGUUUCUGAGGUAAAAUUCGCAGAAAUGGUUCAUUCUGUGGUAGAAAAAAGAAAUGUACAGUUAAAACUCAAAAACUAUUUCUCUUUGGGUUUUUUUGUCGCAAAAGUUUCUUUCCCGUGUUUCUUAUGAUAAAGUGAAUGACAGUAGACGUUUUAGAAAUCGAAAAAAAUUAGAUUUUAAGCCUUUUCAGUACGUUUUCGAUAGGCUAUUUCUCAGUACCCUCUGACGGUCAAAAAAUUUUUUUUUUAUUUUCGAGUACUCUUACUUAGGACUAUCUACCACAGAAGUUUGAACCAGGUCUGCAAUGCUCACCUCACACAAUUUUCUUGUGAGUUCCUUCAGAGCUAUCAUUUUUCUUUUUUGAGAAAAUUUGAAUUCCCGAUGCGGUUUGAGAAACGUGCCGCUGGAGAGUUACUCGGUUCGUAUUCCAAGUUGAAAAAAACGGAAGAAGAGGUAACAAAUGAGAAUAUUCUUAACACAGUUUUUUUUUCUAGGCUAUUGAGGAACAUUUGGCUGUGCUGAAGAAGAGCGGCAUACCUUUUGCGAGCAACUUUUCCGAAAUUAUGACGAUUCUUGCACCGAAGUUGGUCCGAUCGGCGAUAACCUUUAAGAUUGUGUCUGUUGAGGGACGUCGUACAGCCCCCCGAGAACUUCGCAGACAUCCGUUCUUUGGCGGAGCGCCAUUGCUUCGCCGCUCAACUGAGCCGUUGCUCCAAGCCACCGCUGCUCGACCUUCUGGUGAACCAGGUCGGGCCAGAACUCGCGAUGCCUUCCAUCAAGGUGAGUAUACGGAAAGUUCGAGGUUUUAUACUCGAGUCAGGAGCUCCUCACCAUGGAUCCGACAGCCGUCGAAUCUCUCUCCGGAAGCUGUCUCAGUCAUGCUCUUUUGCACUACGUAGGCGUCGGUAACGACCAGAACAACGCCGUCCGAUCAGCGGUAAUGGCGACUUUUCUUUGUUAAAAGAAAAACCCGCAGAAAUCGAUUCUAUUCAAGUUUAUUGAUGAAUCUGAAUCGUUAAAGAAAAAAAGUCUUUCAUUAUCGAAUUUAUAAGUAACCAAGUUAUAAUAAAGAAAUAUCGAAAAAGGGCUGAAAAAAGAAAUCGAUCUUUGAUUUUCAUCAAAAAUGAGUACUGGUUUGAUCAUUCCGCUCUUUACAGUUGUUCAAAGUUUUGUCUGAAAUUGAUGGUUUUUUUUUUUCUGAAGAUGACUUUUAUUGAGUAAUGCCGUGCUCAAAGUAAUUUCAGCGAAAUGCAAAGUUAUUUCUGCCUCUUCAAAAUUUAGGUAUCUCUUUCUUUCUCUGACGGCUAUUUUGCAUUUCGCGGAAUCACUUUGAACACGGCAAUAGAAAGUCAUCAGAAGAAUUUCCGGUUACAGCUGCUUGCUCGAGCCAACCAUCACCUAACAAGCUCAAAAGCAGUCGAAGACGACGUUUUUCUGAAAACAAUCAUCGGAAAGCUGGCCUCUGGCGACGCCCGAAGUCGUCAUGCUGCAGUUCUGAUUCUCAACGAAGUAUUUUCUGAGGUAUCAUCGUUUUUUUCUUACUUUUCUGAUGAGAAAAAAAAUUAGCCAAGUCGUCCUGAGAGCCCUGUGAAGUCCUCCUUUGACAUUGAGAAGAUCGCGCUCCUGCCACGCGUCGUCGCCAACAAAGAACUAUUCCUGAAGACCCUGGCAGAGGCCGUGCUCGUCGAAUGCGACGCCUUCACUGCCAGCCAAUAUCUGCAGUUUGUUUCACGGGCCAUAGACCUGGACACUAUGCACGACGUUUGUGGCGAAUCUCGGAUCGUUUCCAGAAAUCUUUUCCAGGUUGCCGCGCUCGUAGCAAAACUAGUUGCGAGGGACAGGUUCUGCCUGCGCAACGGCAUCUGCGAGUUCUACGUCAGAUAUCUCGACCUCGCCGACUCCAACUUUUCGUUGACCCAACCAAGCGAGGCGCUUACAUUGGGAAAAGACUUUUGCGCGGUUCAAUUUGGCGGAAAAGUCGUCCGGAUCGUGAGUUUACCUGGAAGACGUUUCACAUACUCAUUUUUCAGAUCAAAUUGCAUCGUUCUGUUCCUUCAGCUGUCCUCAAACUGCUAGCUACAUUUCCACCGAACCCAAACGGAGAUGUUCUCUCGAAUCAUUUCGACAUGCUCGUCGAGGUAUGCCCUUUGAAAAUACAUCUGCAGAGAAUUUUUAAAGGCCGACGUGCCUUGCUCUCAUCUGUUUCUGAAUUAAACUUAAUACUACCUCACUGAGGCUAAAACUGGGGCCAAAACUACCUCCUGGGGUUGAAACUCGAUUUUGUUACUUAUUUUCCGAAAUUCUCGUAAGCCAACCCUUUCUCCCGAGCUGAAUGAGUUCUGUAUUUCCCCAUCUGUCUUCAAAAAAAAAAAACAAAAGUUGCUGAGCCUAUCAAUAUCCUGAAAUGUUCAGCUUUGGCUAAGAAAGGACGCCGUUCCGCAAAUAUAUGGUCGCACGGCUGAUUCCAUCGGUCCCACAGAUGUAUUGAAACUGCCGAUGCGCAAGCUUAUGCUCAGAUCUGCGGAUUCUAGAGUUGUUGAGGUUCCAUGAGCCUUUUCUUGUGACCUUCUUUGUCACUUUUUGAGGCCGCUCUGUGGAAUUUGAAAACGGAAGACGCCUUCGAAUUCGCCUUCAACUCUCAAAUGUCCAACCAAACGGCAAGCAUUGUUUUAGAGAAGGCCGAACUUGUUAGUUGUCUUUUCCGCUAAAUCAGCUCGUGGAGUUUACUUCAGAUGAACGUCGAUGAGUUGGAUUUGAAAAAAGUUCAAAAGCUGUAUCUCAUCGUUAAAGGAUAUCACCUGAAAGGUGUGGUCUCUGGGCAGAAGGUAAUAAAUUCCCCAUUCAUGAGCUCAUAACGUCUUUUUUGCAGUUGUUAGAAAAAGUCACCCAACGCAUGAACGUUUUCAAAGAAAAGUUUGAGAACAAAACUGAGUUUGCAAAGGUCUGUCAAAGACAAUUACGUCAUUAAAAUAAAGGUUAAGGUUGCUCCUUCCAUCGAACCUCCUCCACGGGUAUGUGUGUCUCCUCAAUUCAAUCUCAAAAUGGAGAAAAUGAAUGCAAAAGAAAUCGCGGCUUGGCUGAAAGCAAAUGCAGUGAUGGUUUGUCCAAAGUGUCAUGCAAAUUGGAAAACCGUUUUCAGGGCUCUCAGCAGCAAAACGCGGCUCAGAAAAAGGUUUUCACAGUGCCGAUCGCGUUCAUCAACGGAGUGAUGCAGUCGGAAGAAGCGGCGCUGUUCUGCGUCUCCCAUCUCGAGGCCAACCUCAAGUACUUUCUCGCCCAGCCCGACGCUUUCCAGUCCAUCGUGUCCCUCGUCGACGCUUGCACCAAAAAGGUGAGACCUGCGCUCGGCUUUCAAUCAAGUUAUGAAUCGUUUCAUCGUCAUUCUCGGGUUUAUCGUUUCUCUGUCUUGCACCCGAUUUGAGACCAGGGCGGCCUGGCUGGCCUUGGCGACCUGGCAUUCCUGGCUUUCCGUCUUUUUUGCUGAAAGCUGGAACUUGGAAACAAGACGUGAACUUUAUUGGACACCUGAGAACCUAAGAUUUGUGCAAAGAGCAAUGUCUCUGUUAGCUUUGGAAAAAUUAGAAAAACGCCAUUUUUCGAAAAAAUGGACUCUUCCCUGCAGCCGGUUUUUAAAUGGAUAUAUUUAAUGUAUCAAUCUUUGAAAACUUUGAAUAGUAGAGACCUUUUCAGAUUAUAACCAAAAAUAGAAAAUUGCGCAAUUUUUCAAGUGGCUCUAUAAUUAUGUGGAGAUGGGUACUUAAAAGAAAAGCUCAAUUCUCACUGCGGACUCUUACUCUUCAUUUUUUCAAACUAUAUUGCAAAGUUUCCAUGCGCAUUCGACGACGCUGAACUUGAAAAAAAAAGAAAAAAAUAUCCGAUUUAGCAGAAAAACGCCGUUUUCCAUUUAGCACACAGAAUCAUGGCUUUUACAGUAUGCGAAACUCCGUAUCCGCCUCGAGUCGCUGGCAGUCCGACUUCUGAAAAGUGUCUCGCCGCCGCCAAGCGUCGCCAGCGUACUUCGGAAACACGCCGCUGGAAAAACAGCUGUUACGGCCAAAAAACCUGCACUUGAACCGGUCUGCUCCCAUCUCUAUUUUCUUCAAUUUCAAUUUUUUCUUUUCAGAUCACGUCAGUUUACCAGCUCUCGGGUACGCUGAAGAAAACUCCAAACAAGGAAAAACGGAAAAGGUUAGUUGGAAGUUUUUCUUUUGCUGUUUUGUUUCUUGAAAGAUAAAAAAAAAUCUUACAAAGAAAUCCAUAUCUUCAUCAAAAAAGUUAUUCGGAAUCGAUUGCAAAACGAAUAUUUGGAGAUUCUGAACAUAGUUCGAAGAUGUUAUUUAUAAUUUUGGCUCCUCAAGUUAUAUAAUAUUGGCUCUUCAAAUUUAAAUUUUAUGUAUCGCGUCUCAAAAUGGAUGGCUGAGAUCGUUACCCUUUCCAGCAUUUAUCCCGCCUGCUUUGAACCAAAGAAUGUUUGAAAUUUUGAUUUUGACGCCUUUUCGAGUUUCUAUGUACAAAAAUGAAUCCGAACUCAUUUGAACGUUUUCUUGAGAUCCAGCCAACUAAACUAUGAAACCCCUUUUUGACAUUUCAGCAUGGUUUUUGACUUCAUCAGCUCUUAUUUCAAUGAAAAAGAAGGCGAAUCUUUGGAUGUAUCCGAACUUGUUGUUUUGGUAAGUUCUACACUUGGGACUUUUUUUUAAUGAAAGUUCAGUUGAAUGCACUAGUCGAUGUCUGUGAAGACGUGGAGACGGCGGAGAGAUGUGUUUCUGGACGCUGGUCGAGGGUCCUGCGCCAGGAGAUUUGUUCCCAGCUACUCAAAGAGUUCCAACCAACGUUUGUACAGGCACCCAUGAAACUUAAUUUUUGAAAGAUUCAGAAUGAAAGCUCGCUUAGUUUGUCGCUUCAUCAGCGAGUACUGCUCCUCGCACAAGGCUGGAGCUUUUCGCGAGCUCUUCUUGCUCAAAGAUGGCCCAAGCUCUGCUAAUUCAGUCGGAAAAGCCCCGAUCGUUUUCAAUUCGAAUGCUAUAAUAUCUCUCUCAUUGUACUGCAUUCAAAUGGUUUCGACUCUAUCAACCCGGCAUUUUGAUCGUUUUGUCCCCAGGUCAGAGAUGACGACGAAACGAAGUUGGAGGCGGUGCAAAUGAUAAAUAACAUGGAGAAGUGCUCGACCGUCCACUUCACUGUCGCGUUCUGUCGAGAAUCUGCGACCAUCGUUAGUUCCGAUAAGCCUCUGCCGCUGCGUCAGGCGGCCAAAUCGUUGCUCGUUUCAUUGCAAACCGAGUUCCCUUGUAAAUUGUCGGCUUCUUCUCUCAAUUUUACCCACCCCUUUCCAGACGUGAAGUAUGACGAGACUGCAACUGGUGGAAUCCGUGUCUGCGCUCCAAUCGAAACUCGCGAGGCGUGUCACCGUCGCUGCGAGUGUUUGGUGGGCAAGUUCAUCGAGAUGGGACAGGAAGAGACGUUAUUUGUGAGUCUCUCAAGCUGAGAAGGCUUCACGAAACUGAUCAAGGAAGAAGACGUUUGCGAAGACGACGACGCCACCGACGAACCUGAAACUUCGGAGAAGGAGAAAAUGGAGGAAGCAACGAGAGGAGACUCGCGGAAGCGACCAGCCAAAGAACGUUUUGAGCAAGGCCGCGACCACAAGCGUCCGAAGUUGCAGCCACCCGAGGUCUUUCUUUUUUCGAAGUUGUAAUUUUUAGCACCGCGCCUCUGCUAAGCCUUUCAAGAACUAAAACGCAACGCUUUUCAGGAAGAAGGAGAUCUUUCGGAAGAUACGACAAUUACGCUAUUAUACACCGUUCUGCGCAACCAUCCGGACGUUUUGAAAACGUGAGCGAUAGGCAUUUGUCUUCAAAUUUUUUUUUCCAGUAAGUUCCCUGUUCUUUCGCAUUUCGUUUCUCAGCUGUCUGCCAUGAAUCGUCGACAACUGAAGGUGAUUCCUUUUUUGUGCUCAUUUUAGAUGUAUCUUAGGCGAAACGUAGGGUUGAAAAAGUCGUCUUGGUGAUGAAAGCCGUGCAAACGCUCGUUGCUGAAAUGAGCAUCGAGGAGCUGAUGAGUGUGGAAGCGGCGCUUAUUCACUGCCUCGAGUUUUACCAGGUAAUGUAAGCUAUCUCUCUCCUCUCUUUCGAGUGUCUGCGUCUCUCUGUUCCCUCACCGGCGAGUCAGAGUAAUAUGAAAAUAGCACGUAAAAAUGACGAGAGACGAGGAGGGCGCAGAGAAGUCCCGCCUUUUCAAUUCACGAAAAACGGACCAUACAACAGAUGAUUUGAAGACGCACAUAGAGGACGGACUCGUCAACGUGAGGGAGCAAGUCAUCUUCGGCGACUCUUUGCUUCGCGCCUUUGUCUCCUACCUGCGCAGAAACGCCGGAGAUGUCGUACGCCUCAAAUUUCCAUCAUUCAUGUAUCUUUUUCAGGCCCGCGUUCUACUGCGCGAGAACCGCGCAGCUGUUGAAAGGCUCUGCAAACGAUCUUCAGACCGUCUAGACGUCGAAUUCGUCCUCGACAACAUGCGAUAA